AGCAACUGGACCAACUGGACGAGACUUGUGUCCCUUCCGUCGCCUGUAGGUCCAGAGACACUGCCACCGGAUGCAUUCGGCGCUGGAUCACGGAAGGAGAUCCCACGCGAACUUGUUCUCACACCGGCACCCCCAGCCUAUAAAACCCGGAACGUACACAAGCGAAGAAUGUUCUUCUACUACUCCCUGGCGGCGUUCUUUGCAUUGCUGGUCAUGCUGUCUUUCACCUACCGUUCACGCCUCGCGCCCUUCGUGCCAGAGCGCAUGCGCUCGCUGCCGAUAUUUGCGCGCUCGCACACGUACACGCCCCUGGCGACGUUCAACGACCAGGUCCAGGCCGGCAUGUCCUCGCAAGCCUUCGAUAUUGAGGCAAACAUCCGCGACGGCGACGCGCGCGCGGGCCUCGACGAGGUGGGAACGCGGGAGGUGAUGGAGAUCAUGCGGACGGAGAGGGUGAACUUCGACCAGGCGAGGUUGAUAAGGCAUAACAGGAUACUGGCGGCGAAUGGCAUCGAUCCCUCUGGCAUGCCCAUGGAUCGCAAGGCCGUCACCCACCUGUAAAACCAAGACAACCCCCUGCACGUUCACCCACGGACUUCACGCCCCGCAUGCCAUCAUCUUCCAUUGUACUUUCUUGCAUUGCAAACAGAAGAACACUCUACCCUACCCACCUUUAAAUUCCCUUCUCCCCAUCCGCUCGGCUCGCAUGCACGGACAUCGCCCCUGGAUGACUUACAACCCAUGUUUACUGUUCCUGUUCAACCAUGUUCUCUCUCCCUCUUGUUUUACUUUUAUUUGGGCGCGGCCUUUUCGGUCGCCUUGUACUAUGCUGUUUUAUCUAUCGGGCUUGUAUCCCUACGUAGCGUUCCUUACGUUCCAAUGCGUUUUCUUGUCCUUCUGCUUGCUCUGCACAAUCUAUUUGUUUGAGCAUACUUCCUCGUCUGAAUGCUCGCGC
Schizophyllum commune H4-8 is the source of this 955-nucleotide messenger RNA. RefSeq lists its product as uncharacterized. The coding region runs from base 169 to 561 and encodes 130 amino acids. Lineage: Eukaryota; Fungi; Basidiomycota; Agaricomycetes; Agaricales; Schizophyllaceae. The record is from RefSeq and is a predicted model, not a curated record. The transcript is spliced from 4 exons.